ACGCUUAAAUGCCUAUAAUUGUGUUAUUAUAUAACUUAAGUAAGAAAAUAAUAAUCGGGAGCAUGUGUCAGCUAUGCAUGUUAAUAUUGCUCUGUUUACCAAAUCCAGACCAGGAAGCACUAGUCUAACAGACGCCCUUAAUUCAGAAACGAUUAAAAUUGUCCUUACUCCCGACCCUUAUAUUUCUAUAUAGGAAGUGCGGUUGUUUACGGAACGAAAGGAAGUGGGAAAGCUUAACGUCAUUUGUAACGUCGGAUAAGAAAUCGAAUUACUUUAGCUAACAAAGCCAACUGGCUAUGAAUAUAAACAUUAUAUAUGUUAUGCAUUUGUGUUAUUGUUGGCUACAGUUGCUUAUAGCAUAGAGUUUGAAAUGUGUAACCGUGGAAACACCAGUGCAGCAAGCUAGUUAGCUAACGUUUGUAAACAAGCGACUUUACAGUUUGUUUAGCAUUAGAUUAGGUUCGUCGUAAGGGAAGCACAUACACAGUACUUGUGGACCGACCAAAAUACUGUAUAUAUAGUAUACCGUUUAAAUUACAUGGUCUGAAACCCGUGUUUAAUCCACUGGCACAACCAGUUUAAAGGGACCAAAGCUAGCUGACAGCUGCUAGUGUACUAGAGUUUGAAGUUUGCACAAUGGCCGAAACUAUUGUCACGUUUCAGUCCCAACUUUCUGGUGUUAUGGAGACGGUCUUCAAAGCAGCCAUGUAUGAGAUCACCCGGCUGGUGGAAGACAGUUUUCUGGAAGAGGUAACACGGUGCAGGGAGCAGGUGGAGUCCCUGAAGAGGCGGCUGAAGUUGUCGGAGGGUCGGCGCAAAGAAAGAGAAGGAGAAAGGAGGGCAAGGUGUCUCGACUGCGGGAGAGUAGGGGUGUCCGGUGAGGAAAACCCCGAAGUGUUAGAUAAAAGUCUCAAACAGGAAAGUGUGAUUCAAGAAGAGAUGACUGGUCCCCAAGACAGCGAUGGAGAGACACAGGGCCGUGAAGCAGAUGAGGCAAAACCCAUGAAGGCAACACUGUCUGCAGGUGUACAGGGCGAAAAGCUGGAUAGACUGUUUAAAGAGGAAGCCCUUCAGAUCACACCAGAAGCCAAUGUGUCUGAAGAGAGAUGGGGAGGACAUUUGGAUGAGGGAUCAGGUCUGCCGGGGCCCAGUAAACGUUUCAUUGACCAGAAAAUCCCAAAGUGCCACAUUAGCUGGGAUUGUGGCUACGACCAGAGGCCAGAAUCAGGCCAGCACGGACGCUCGGGCGACCCAUCUGAACCACUUUUCCAAAACAGGUAUGGCUUGGAAGAUUUGAGUGGCUUUGACAAGACUGGCUAUGGAGACUCCAAUAUGAUUGACAUUGGUAACCUGGAUGGGUUACAAGAGUCGCCAUCCCACGUAGGUGAGGAUCUGAGUUACAUGGGUCACUAUGAGGGGGAUGUGGAAGCACCAGAAGGAGCUGAGCAUCAAGUUUACCAAACGGCUGCCGUGCGAAACAGAAGGGCUGCGGUCGGUUCACCUGCAGGGUCUCCCUCAAGGAAAAACAUUGAUGUAGGUGGAGAGCUCAGCUGUUUGUUGAUUAAUGAGGAGGGGUAUUUACAAGACCAAAGCAUUUUGUACCCAGAACAUGUUUCUGGUGACCAAGUAGGCAGGUUGAAUUUCAGGGGUCAGGGACUAUGUGAUGAACCUACUUCAGAGGAUAUAUAUGCGCCGUCAUACAGUGAUAACUCAAACCUGGGAGAGAGGCUGCAGCAUCAGGUGGGAGGGAGAGGGGGGAGGAGGCAUGCUUGUAACCUGUGCUCUAUGACCUUCCCUGAUUCGGCCUCACUAAAGGGCCACAAGCAGACACACAAAGGCCCCUCACAAGUGCUGCCGUAUUCCUGCACACAGUGUGGAAAGACCUUCUCUCAAGCUUGUAACCUCAAAGUACACCAGAGGAUUCACUCGGGGCAGGGGCUCCAACUCUGCAGCCACUGUGGGAAAGGUUUCCCGUCUUUCGCGGACCUGAAGACGCACAAGUGUGGCCAAACGGGAGACAAACCUUACUGUUGCACUUUGUGUGGGAACAAGUUCAGCCGCCUAUGGAAUCUGAAACUGCACCGAAGGAUUCACACACAGGAGAAACCUCAUAGGUGCACCAUGUGCGAUAAGAGCUUCACGCGGGCGGACAUAUUGAAGGUUCAUCAGCGCACACACACAGGGGAACGGCCAUACUGCUGCACUGUGUGCGGCCUCAGCUUCAAGCGAUUAGACCAUUUGAAGUCACAUCAACGGAAACAUGCAACCGAUGUUUGAAACAGGGGACAUUUGGAGAGACUGCCAGAAAUGUCCAUAUUGUUUAUUUUAUAAGGAGAUUUAAAAAGCAAUACUUUAAUUGAUGAGCCAUGGAUGUUUUUUUUCUUUUUUUUCUCCUCAUCUCCAAAUGCUUUGGUUUUUCUUGGGUGGUAUUUAAAAUAUAAGACACUGAUAAAAUACUUCUUCUUGUUGUUACUGACAGAAAAAAAGACUUUCAUAUUUCAUAGUCCUUGUUAUUACAUUACAGAAUUAAAAUAAACCAAAGAAUUAUGUUAUUUUCUCUCUAAAAUGUGCUUUUUAUGUUUCACUCAAUGAAGUUAUUUGAAAAAAAGAUUAAUUAUUUGGAACAAAACAAGAACAUUACAUUUUAGGUAGUAAACCUGCUACUUCCUAUUUAAAUGCCUUUAUUACAGAAAUUCUCAAAGUCCUAAAAAAUAAUAAUUUAAAGACAGAUGUAAUGCCUUAAGCUUUAACUCUAACCCAUAAACCGAUGCUGCUGAUGUUGCAAAUGAGGAUUGUAGGAACAAAGACACAGGAUGGCAUGAUCAAGAUUUUAGAAGUUAGAUAAAUAUUUUCAGGGUUCUUAAAUUAUUUCUCUAGAUGACAUUUCAGUGGUGUCUCUUUUUCAGUAGAGGCAAGAUGCUUUUGUUAGAAGAAGGAUAGGAUUGGAAGGUUUUUUAAGAGGAAGGAAAUCAAUUUCACAGAGGUUGGUCUAAAGGACUUUCUUUAUUUGUGGCACACGAGAGAGAAACCAUUUUAUUAUAAACAUCAAACCCCUUUUCCAGAGAGGGGAAAAUAAAAGGAACAAUGUUUGUGAAUUGAAACAUUAAAUUCAAGUUGGUAAAAUGUUGAUUAACCAAUUAAAUGAAAAGUACUCAAGGAUGUCUAGAAAAUGUGAAUCAGAACCACUUAUUUGUAAGUCUGUUUCCUCACAGUGUAAGGAAGUCUGAACCUCUAUAGAUAAAGUCAGAUACUUAUUAAGUUUUGUCUGGGUGUUCUAUUUUUAUGUGUGUCAAACUCCUAACAUAUCUGCUAUUAAAAUAUGGUAAGGAAUGCCAAUA
Molecule: messenger RNA, 3338 nt
Organism: Eleginops maclovinus (Patagonian blennie)
Lineage: Eukaryota; Metazoa; Chordata; Actinopteri; Perciformes; Eleginopidae
Exons: 4
Coding region: 637-2277 (546 amino acids)
Biological process (GO): regulation of transcription by RNA polymerase II
Molecular function (GO): RNA polymerase II cis-regulatory region sequence-specific DNA binding; DNA-binding transcription factor activity
Source: RefSeq, a predicted model, not a curated record